GUACCACGUACUUCGUUGUCCCACACACGAUCCAUGCACGUACCAUGUACAACCUUACGUUCGCGAUAACUACCUAGGGCGCUAUCAACACAUGCAUUUCUAAACUGUUCAAUGUCACGAUAAUCAUCACCUCCAAUUGCGCCAUCUUUAAUUUUCUUUUUCUUUACUUUACCAAUACGCGACUUUGUGUUUUGUCUUAGGUCACCAUCGAUGAUGGUUGCUGACCCUCGAUCUAUCCUAGCCAAGCUCGGCGCAACCACACCAGAGCGACUCGCGGCUCUGAGAUCCUUAAAGAAUGAACUAGUCGGCCACAGUCAGAAGAAAGAGGAUUGGGUUCGAUACGGCGUACUUCGGCCCAUCGUUGGGAUUCUUUCUCCCGAAGCAUACGAAGCUAAUGAUGAAGAUACGCGACCGUCAUUUUUAGCUUUGAAUACUUUCACGGACGAAGACGCCGCAAAGCUACAAGCUCUGCAGCUUCUUGCUACUUUCGCGAACGCCGGUCCUGCUUUUCUCACUCCACUUCACGCAGCUGGUGCAUUACCUGCAGUCUUGAGUAGCACAUGUCUUCAAAAUGACCAUGCCUCGAUCGUCUUGGCUGCUCUCCGAGUAGUACGGGACAUUGCUGCGGCUGCCGAAUAUGCUUCUCCGUCCUCUCCGAUUACUCUAGCCUCCCUCGCCGACUCGUUGUUUACCGAUAGUCAUCUGGAGUCUUUCUACCAUAUUCUCACCCAGAAAACCCCGAGCGUCGACAAUGAUAGCCAGACACAAAUGAUUGCCUGUCUCAUCAAGAUUCUUUGUCGUGAAGAACGGCACCAGUCGGUGUUGGUCAGUAGCGGAAUUCUUGAUGCUCUCGCUACAAAGGUAGCAAGCUUUAUUGCCUUCGAAGGACUUGUGUUGCCAAGGGCUGAGAUGCUUGCUUGCCUUGAAGGCUUGGAAGAAUAUAUACCGGCGCCAGCUCUCUCUCAUGCUAGCUUGGAUGGAGUAUUAGGUGCAAUCGCUUCGAUUAUAGGCGAGUCACCAUAUCGAGCAUGCAAACUAAUUUACUCCCCGUCGAUACUAGCUACUCUUCCCUUGGCCGAGAUUGAUCUGGCCAAAACUUCCAUGUCUUCUCUGGGGCUCAUGGAACUACCCGGGAUUCGACCAACGAAACAUCUGAAUUUCCAGCCCAUGGACUUGCUUCUCCCCUAUAAUCCACCUCAAGCCAACAAUCAUACCGUGAUUCCACCAUCAAGUAUUUUACGAGAGACUCAAGGUCACAACGGGCGGUCAGCAUCCAAGUAUCUGAAUAAUACUACUCCCCGAACCCAAUCGGAGGAGAAUGGUGCUUCCAAUAACGAUGGUGAUGGCGAAGAAGCCGAAAGCCCCCUCAUACCCUUGUUGAUUUGCGCUAUACGAUCCUGGCGUAGUGUCGGCGGCGCCGAUGUUCUCGGUGCUACUGCCAUCUUGACUUCUCUAUUUAAAGCUGGAUUGGCUUACAAAACCAGAGAAACCGACUUGGGUCUGCUUAUUAUACCAAUUAUUUUGAAUAUUCUCACCGAAGCUGACAUAUUUUCCAAACUCUCCGACGUUAAUGACUGGUGCUCUAAUGUAUCCUCACGACUUCUACCCGUCGAGGAGAUGCCCGCGAUAUUGGCUCGUCUUAUUACCGACAGCGAGUUGCUUCAGAAAGCAGCGUUUGACUGCAACGCAGUUAAGAUACUGUGCAAGCUGCUGAAGGAAAGCUGCGGACCACCGCCACCGCUCCCUAAAUCAUGGUCAUGGUCCCCACAUAGCCGGAGUCGAGAUUCGACGGAAGAACUUCCCCCUGAGUGUCGUUUAGGAGAGGAGGGCCAGCAUAGGCAUCUGGUUCAUCGAAUUAAAGUCAGGCAAAACACCCUCAAGGCUAUCGGCGCAUUGGCAACGUAUAAAGACGAUUACCGGAAAGUUAUCGUUGAACAAGAAGUUAUUCCUUGUAUCGUCGAGUCCCUAAACCCAGCGCCUGAUAAUCCGAUUUCGGUAGUCCUAGCAGCUUGCUACACGGUUCGUAUGCUGUCUCGCUCAGUUAAUAUUCUUCGGACAACUCUGGUCGACCACGGAGUAUCUGUACCUCUAUGCCAAUUACUUCGGCACCGUGAUGUCGAGGUGCAGGUGGCGGCCUCGGCGUCAAUCUGUAACCUGGUCAUGGACUUUAGCCCGAUGAGAGAACCUCUUAUUGACCAAGGGGUUCUAAAGGCGUUAUGCGAGCAUGCACACUCACAUCAUGCAUCCUUGCGAUUGAAUUCUCUGUGGGCACUUAAGCACUUGGUUCAUUCGGCAAGUGUCGACCUCAAGAAAAGGACUGUAGAGGAGCUCGAAUCCGGAUGGCUGGUCCGACUGAUCUGCGACGAUACCGAAGAUGAUGCACUUUUUUCAGCAAGGACGAGGAGUGAAAGAGAGGCGGCUCAAGAAAUGCUAGAUGACAUGGAUGAGGACAUAGACAUGGGGCUUGCCGAGGACCAAUCUCGUCGUAACUGGUUGUCGACCUCUUUCUAUAAGACGCCCACGGCCCGAGCACCGGCUGAUGCUCGAAUACUGCGGCGUGCGGAGGCGCGACUAGAGAACCUCCGCGAGGCUGAAAUAAAUCCGAUUCGCAAGGCGAGACAUGACGAUCUUGCUAUUCAGGAGCAGGGCCUAGGGUUAAUAAGGAAUCUCAUAGGCGGAGCUCAGUCGAGUAGUAACGCCGAUUCGCCAAAUGACACGACAGAAAUGAUCGACUUUUUAUUCAGUACAUUAGGGCAAGACCGAUUAUUUGAGAUUCUUGCCUCGAAGCUACGGGUUAAGGUGCUACAUCCAUUUAGUCAACAGCGGAAUGGUACGGCUACCGAGACGCGUAUUCUCCCCCCGCAAACCAAGAUCAUCGAAUCAGUCAUCUACAUAUUGGUUCAUAUAGCGGCUAGUAUACCACGUCACCGACAGCUAGUCGUCUCGCAAACAGAACUUCUCAAACAGUUGGCCAAGUUAUUUAAUAACCAGGACAGGGAGGUGCGAGUUGCUCUGUGUCAUCUUAUUAAUAACCUGACGUGGCAGGACAACGCCAGCGAUGGUCCUGGGUGUUCGCAGAGAGCUACUGAGCUUAAGAAACUAGGCUUCUUGACGAAACUAGAGGCCUUAAAGGAGGGUGAUGAUGAGCUUGACGUGCGCGAGCGAGCAAAGUCAGCCCUAUGGCAAAUGAAACCGAACUAUUAAGCCUUCCUUCCUUAAUGAAUUGCCCUUAGGAGAAAACACAAUAAUUACGUGUACGAUUUUUACGGUGAUGGGGACGAAGGCAAGGCAAGGCAAGGCAAGGCAAGGCGACCUUUUAGCGUGCAAGGGCUUCAGGAUGAAUGUAUCGAUAGGCCAUAGGAGGCAUUCUUGGCGCACUGGCGUUACAAGGAGGUGGUCUAUGUGAAAGCAUACCCCUUACAAUUAUGGAAUUAUGUUAUAAAUGCCUUUACAUACUAUCAAUUACUUGAUUCUGAGCUUCUAUUCUGCAAAAGUAUCAACGUUAAUUCUUAUCAGUCUAUAUGAUUAGUACUACUUAUACAUACGCAGUCUA
Molecule: messenger RNA, 3553 nt
Organism: Annulohypoxylon truncatum
Lineage: Eukaryota; Fungi; Ascomycota; Sordariomycetes; Xylariales; Hypoxylaceae
Product: ARM repeat-containing protein
Exons: 3
Coding region: 211-3204 (997 amino acids)
Biological process (GO): proteasome-mediated ubiquitin-dependent protein catabolic process
Cellular component (GO): GID complex
Molecular function (GO): protein binding
Source: RefSeq, a predicted model, not a curated record